This is a messenger RNA of Mangifera indica (mango), 1480 nucleotides long. Its product is annotated as cyclin-D3-1-like. Gene Ontology annotation, molecular function: cyclin-dependent protein serine/threonine kinase regulator activity. The record is from RefSeq and is a predicted model, not a curated record. Gene Ontology annotation, biological process: mitotic cell cycle phase transition; regulation of cyclin-dependent protein serine/threonine kinase activity. Gene Ontology annotation, cellular component: cyclin-dependent protein kinase holoenzyme complex; cytoplasm; nucleus. The transcript has 4 exons. NCBI's taxonomy places the organism in Eukaryota, Viridiplantae, Streptophyta, Magnoliopsida, Sapindales, Anacardiaceae. The coding region runs from base 117 to 1187 and encodes 356 amino acids.
ACGGUGGAAAACCCGCUAAUAAAUCAGGCAAGGUCUGUAGGCCUGUCUUCCUUCCUCACAUUCUUUUGUGUAUAAUGAAAUGAACCAAGAUCUAAACCUCUUCUUCUCCGAAGAAGAUGGCGAAGUCAAAUGCUCAACAACAGCAAAACCCUGCUCUCCUUCUUGAUGCUCUCUACUGUUCAGAAGAGAAUUGGGAGGUCCAAGAAGAACUAGAUGAAAACUAUGAUUUUAUUAACGACAAUCCUAAUCAAUUACCAAUCUUGCUAGAACAAGACUUGUUUUGGGAAGAUGACGAAGCUACCACAUUAUUAUCCAAGGAAGUACCAAACCAUCUGUGUCAAAACCUGGAAACUAGCCCACCUCUGGCAACUGCUCGCCGUCAAGCGGUGGAGUGGAUUCUCAAGGUCAAUGCCCACUACUCUUUCACUGCCCUCACUGCAGUUCUUGCUGUCAACUAUCUUGACAGGUUCCUGUUCAGUUUCCACUUCCAGAGAGAUAAGCCAUGGAUGACACAACUGGUUGCCGUGGCUUGUAUUUCUCUUGCCGCCAAGGUGGAGGAGACCCAAGUGCCCCUCUUAUUGGAGCUACAAGUGGAGGGAAGUAAAUAUGUGUUUGAGGCCAAAACUAUCCAGAGAAUGGAGAUUUUAAUUCUAUCCACGCUUAAAUGGAAGAUGAAUCCGGUGACACCACUUUCUUUUCUCGAUUACUUUACAAGGAGACUUGGGCUAAAAGACUACAUCUUGGGGGAUUUUAUCAAGAGAUGUGAGCUUAUCAUCCUCACUAUCAUUUCAGAUUCUAGGUUUAUGCAUUAUCUACCAUCUGUAAUGGGUACUGCUACAAUGCUUCACGUUCUUGACAGUAUAGAACCCUGUCUUGGAGGGGAAUAUGAAAAACAGCUAUUAGAUAUUCUAGCAAUCGACAAGGGCAAGGUUGAAAGACUGAAAAUGGAAUUGGCAAUAGAAGAUUAUGGCAACAAAUCCAAUAAGCGCAAGUUUGGUUCCAUUCCAGGCAGUCCAAACGGCGUAAUGGAUGUGUCAUUUAGCUCUGAUAGUUCCAACGAUUCAUGGGCAGUGGCAUUGUCAGUGUCUUCUUCGCCUGAGCAACUAUCAAAGAAAAGCAGGGCUGCGGAUCAGCUCUUGCAGAGUCUAAACCACGCCGCUUCAGAUUUCCUCACCAUUCCUCGCUAGCUAGCUCCUCUAUUAGUCAUCUAUCUUUCUUAUGAACUUUAUAGUCUCUGUGAUAAUCUUACUGUUCUUCUUUAUUAUCUGCAACCUAAAUUGCUUACCAUCUCUGCAUUUCCUAACCAAAGCCGAAUUCCGGUACUGGCAUUUCAUUUGGGUGAUGGUUAUGGACAUUUGGGAGUAGAGAUGGUUAGCAUUUCAUCCAGACAAGUUCAAAGAUCGUAGACAUAGCUACGAAGAGUCUGUAGCUUAUAUAAUUUUCAAUAAGAUAAUACUAUCGCUGUUCCCUUCUCUGUUAA